AAAAAAAAAAAAAAAAAGAAGUUGAAAUGGCAAUUGGAAGGGGCUUCGAUUCAAAUCCCUAAAUCCCAUCUUCGUUGUGAGUUUGGGUUUGGCUCCAUUACUUUCGUUCAAAUCAAAGCAUGAGCGAGCCUGAGACUUUGGUGGAAGCGGCUCUGCGAGUUCUGAACACGCCGGAUCCAGUUGAGAAGGCACGUCUAGGCGACGAAGUGGCAACCAAAUGGCUACAAAAUCGCAUCACGCAACCCUACGAUCCUGACCGAGACUUCAUGGUACCCGAUCGUCCGGCCAGGCUUGCCACUGUCGAGUUGGUGCCACCCGGGCUCAUGCCGAAGCUCGGGAAAGCUGGAAGCUUGCAGAGCAGGCAGGCCAUUCUGCACAGCCUUGUCCACACUGAGAGCUGGGCUAUUGACUUGUCUUGGGAUAUAAUUGCUCGUUUUGGUAAGCAAGAGGCGAUGCCAAGUGAAUUCUUCACUGAUUUUGUCAAGGUUGCUCAAGACGAAGGUCGACACUUCAGCCUCCUUGCGGCACAACUUGAGGAGCUGGGUUCCUUCUAUGGUGCAUUGCCAGCUCAUGAUGGUCUCUGGGACUCUGCCACUGCAACAUCUCAGGACCUUUUGGCACGUUUGGCAAUUGAACAUUGUGUUCACGAGGCUCGGGGGCUUGAUGUGCUGCCCACCACUAUCUUACGUUUCCGCAAUGGAGGUGAUAAUGAAACAGCUGAUUUACUGGAGAAGGUGGUUUACCCAGAAGAGAUUACCCAUUGUGCUGCCGGAGUAAAAUGGUUCAAGUAUCUUUGCUUCAGGUCUGGAAGCAUCUCAGGCGGCAACAGGUGGUCCUCUCAAGAAGUAGUUGGAGCCGGUGAAAAUAACGAUGAUGUGAUUAACAAGUUCCAUCAGACGGUAAGAGCAUAUUUCAAGGGGCCGCUGAAACCUCCUUUCAAUGAGGCGGCUAGAAGAGCUGCGGGUUUCGGUCCACGAUGGUACGAGCCUCUUGCAACCAAAGGGGCCAAACCAUAACGACAAGGCACAACGUAACUUCAAUCUAUGAUUCCCAGUCAGUUGAGUUUCCGCAUCCUACUCUUUAAGAGGUGCAUUUCUUCUGAAUUUUGAAGUGUGAGUUUCGGAUGUAGUUUGAGGAAGAUGGCAUCCAGAAACGUGAGGAUCUUUUCUGCUUUUGAACAUCGUUAAUUUGCUACAAGGUGCCAUGUACCUGUAAUUUUGUCAGGUUAUGGUGCAUCUUCACCAUCUUUGCUAACUAGAAGUAGAGAUUUUUGGCGACAGUCAAAACUAAAUCAGAAGGCCCUGUGCAACCCCACCUAUUUAUUAGAAAUGUAGAACUUCAGUCCCUCUUCUAGGAUUCAAAGAUUUUGAAUGCUCCA
This is a messenger RNA of Diospyros lotus (date-plum), 1378 nucleotides long. RefSeq lists its product as uncharacterized. The transcript has 4 exons. NCBI's taxonomy places the organism in Eukaryota, Viridiplantae, Streptophyta, Magnoliopsida, Ericales, Ebenaceae. The record is from RefSeq and is a predicted model, not a curated record. The coding region runs from base 120 to 1016 and encodes 298 amino acids.